GCAACUAUUUAUAAGCUCCCCCACUCCCACGCGCCCCUCUCUCUCUAAACCCUACCCGCGCCGCCGCCUCGCAUCGCCAGCCGCCGCCGCGCCGUGCGAGCUCAGACCGACCAGCUUCAACCAUGGCGGACGUCGAUGUCGAGCCCGAGGUCGCCGCCGGCGCGCCCAAGAAGAGGACGUUCCGCAAGUACAGCUACCGCGGCGUCGACCUCGACGCGCUGCUCGACAUGUCCACCGACGACCUCGUCCAGCUCUUCCCCGCGCGCGCGAGGAGAAGGUUCCAGAGGGGUCUGAAGAGGAAGCCCAUGGCGCUCAUCAAGAAGCUGCGCAAGGCGAAAAAGGAUGCUCCUGCCGGCGAGAAGCCAGAGCCAGUGAGGACCCAUCUCCGCAACAUGAUCAUUGUCCCUGAGAUGAUUGGAAGCAUCAUUGGUGUCUACAACGGCAAGACAUUCAACCAGGUUGAGAUCAAGCCUGAGAUGAUUGGCCACUACCUCGCUGAGUUCUCCAUCUCCUACAAGCCGGUCAAGCACGGUAGGCCCGGUAUCGGUGCCACUCACUCCUCACGGUUCAUUCCGCUGAAAUGAGUUAUUAGCCCAGUUGUCAGCCUCCAGAAUCCAGCACGGAAGGCGCAUGGCAUGUCUUGUUUCCUUCCAGUUGUGCUGCUUGUUUUGAACAAGUUACAUACCAAUGGUGUUUUGCUCUGUUCCAGCUCUAGAAUCCUAGCUAAGCACUGCACAAUUUAUGCUGUUUUGAGUUAAUCUUAUCUAUACUGCGAUGUGGUUACUUUUAUCGGCA
This is a messenger RNA of Panicum virgatum (switchgrass), 795 nucleotides long. RefSeq names its product 40S ribosomal protein S15-like. The transcript is spliced from 4 exons. Lineage: Eukaryota; Viridiplantae; Streptophyta; Magnoliopsida; Poales; Poaceae. Gene Ontology annotation, molecular function: RNA binding; structural constituent of ribosome. Gene Ontology annotation, biological process: ribosomal small subunit assembly; translation. The coding region runs from base 123 to 584 and encodes 153 amino acids. The record is from RefSeq and is a predicted model, not a curated record. Gene Ontology annotation, cellular component: cytosolic small ribosomal subunit; ribosome.